Molecule: messenger RNA, 1515 nt
Organism: Hyaloscypha bicolor E
Lineage: Eukaryota; Fungi; Ascomycota; Leotiomycetes; Helotiales; Hyaloscyphaceae
Product: S-adenosyl-L-methionine-dependent methyltransferase
Exons: 7
Coding region: 81-1124 (347 amino acids)
Molecular function (GO): methyltransferase activity
Source: RefSeq, a predicted model, not a curated record
GCACCUUGCUUUCCACAUGGUCUGACAACACCACAAAACGGGGAUGUCUGCGAGGUGAUCCGAAUAAGCUCGAAUAAAGUAUGGAAGGUCAAGACCUACACCCGUCUGAGGCCCCUGACGAGGAUGAUGGCAUAAGUGGGGUGGUUCCUACAGCUAGCGUUGCCAACUCUGGCCCCGAAGUGGACAGCAACGAUAACGACUCCGCAAUUGACAUGUUCAGCCGCCCAAGCAGCACACAGUCCGUUCGUGCGAGUAUCUACGACUUCGUCGAGGAACAUGGGCGAACCUAUCAUAAUUUCCACUCUGGGAAGUAUUUGAUCCCAAAUGAUGCGCUGGAAAAAGACAGAUUAGAACUCCAAAACCACAUCUGGAAGUUGACUCUAGAUGGAAAACUCCACUUCACUCCUUUCUCGACCCCACCCCAGAGGGUUCUUGAUGUGGGUUGCGGUACUGGCACUUGGGCUAUUGAAUUUGCCCUCCAAUACCCUUCGGCACAUGUAACCGGCACGGAUCUCAGCCCCAUUCAACCAAAUUACGUCCCCGCAAAUUGCGUUUUCGAGAUCGACGAUGCAGAAGAAGAGUGGCUCUUCACGGAGCCAUUCGACUACAUCCACGGCCGCACCCUCAUGAACUGCUUCAAAGAUAUCUCCACCGUCUUCGCCAGUGUGUUCAAAGCACUUGCACCUGGUGGCCAUUUUGAAAUGCAAGACGGCUGCAUGCCAUUCCGCAGCGCAGACGGAACACUCGACAACACCACACUCCUUGACUGGUGUCACAAAACUCUCGAAGGCUCAGCAAGAGUGGGACGCAGAUGGGUUGAUCCCAGGAACUACAAGGUGAUCAUGGAGGCAGUCGGCUUUGUGGAUGUCGUUGAGACAAGAUUGAAAUGGCCACUCAAUACAUGGCCCAGAGAUAAGAAAUUGAAGGAGCUGGGGAUGUGGGUCAGGGAAGAUAUGAUGGAGAUCUUGUCAGCUGUGAAAAAGGUUUUCAUUGCGGGACUUGGGUGGAGUGUUGAUGAUGCUGAUGCAUUUGUUGAGAGGGCGAAAGCGGACCUCAUGAACAGGAAUAUUCAUGGCUGGAUAGAUAUUGUGGUCGUCUAUGGCCGGAAACCGGAGGCGCUGUGAGGAUUGAAAAAGGAAAAUGAGCUCACCCCGUAUAGUUGCGUAAAUGAACAUCGAGGUUUAAGCGUGAUUUGGGGAAAGUGUGGCUAGGAUAAAAAAGAAGGAUUGAAGCGGAUUUAAUGGCGAAUGUCCCAGAACGCUUAGAAUAAUGAAGCGAUAGGCUUGAAUGUUCCAACAAGUCACCGAAACAGUUCCCUCUCGAUUUCCCGAGCUGUCUGCUCUUCGACGGGGUUGGUGGUUGCGACUGGCUAUCUUAAAAUUCAUGACUUAUAGAAUGUAAAUGAUCACUGGGGCAAGGCAAAAACAUAUUUAAGGAGAAUAUGACUGUAAAUGAGAGGCAAUGAUUAAUUAUUUGUGUAAUGUAAAGAUGAGUAUUUAAGAUAUUUGAUGAGAG